AUGAAAACCCUCCUGCUACUCUUCACCUGGUCGCUGAUCUCAGGUGAAUGUCAUCAAGACUCCAUCAGAGUGACAGCUCAGUUAGGGGCAUCUGUAACCCUCACCUGUAGAUAUCCUGAGAUCUACACAAACAACAACAAAAGCUUCUGCGUCCAUGUGGGCGACUCUUGUAGGACUCUUGUGUCAUUGGAACAUACAUCAAUAGAGGCAAGAACAGGAAGAUAUUCACUGACCUACAGCAGAGAGGAAAGGGAUUUGAGUGUCACCAUUGAUGGACUCAUGAAGAACGACUCAGCUGUAUACUCGUGUGCAGCCAGAACUGGAGGGAGAAACAUCACACCAGUUAUAAUAGUUGUUGUCUAUGUGAUGGCAAAUACAGCUGGAAGUGUACAUCUUAGAUGUCCAUAUAGCCAUGGUUAUGAACAAAGACCUAAACACUUCUACCGGGGAGAAUGUUCCCAUGAUGGCUCUCCUAAACAGAAAGACCUCCUCAUUCAGACCAAUCAGAACAACAUCCUCAUCACUGGAGGGAGGUACUUUCUCUAUGACAACACCACAGCUAGAGUCUUAACUGUGACCAUCACUAACCUGACAGCAGAGGAUUCUGGGAAAUACUGCUGUGUUGUGAAGAGAGAGCCGCUGACUGACAUUCAGACUGACCACCUGCUCAUUUUUGAGGAAAAUAUGACCUCUUCGGAAAUCAUCUCUAGUUGGCAGAACCAUAACGUGUCCUCUGUGAACAUGACUGUGUUGUCAGUAACCGGAGCAGCAAUAUUUAUAUUCUCACUCUUCAUCAGCAUCUUCAUCAUCUACUUGUGGCAAACCAGAGCAUCCACAGGCUCUUUCUCCGUCCGGACAAACAGGAAGUGCGGUGACCAAUCAGAUGAGAAGGCCUCAGACCCCGUACCCAACACUGUAUAUGCUGUUGCUGUGUUCCCCAAAACCACGUGUGAGGAGGACUCACCCUACUCACUGGUUCAGCAUCACAGACCAGAUCCAGUCGACGCCGUAUAUUCCUCUCUGCAGUUCCCGAAACACACUCCCAGUUCCCCUGAGGCUGAGGUACCCACAAGAAAUCUGUAUGCCAGUUCUCAACCUUCUUCAGUUUCUGAAAAUGGUAUGUCACCUGGGAACACAAAUCUUACAUGACUGAAAGGAUCCAUCCAGAGCCAUAGAAAGAGAGAUUUUGUGACACUCUUUGAUGUCGCCGCCACAUGAUCAAAAGUUCCAUAACACCUUUGCUGAAUGGCUGAAUCGCAGAAGGGUGGGAUGUCUUAUACUGACCAAGAGACUGGCUGUUUGUAAUUUCAAAACUCCCAUAUCCCGGAAACUAGCAUGGGAAAGCGCUGCCAUUUUUUUCCCAUGGUCUCUUAUGGGAGUGUCGCCACUCUGUUUUCUCUGGAUCCAUCAUACAGUAAAUUCUUCUUUGGUGGAAAGUCUUUGUUGAAUUAAUCUCUUUGUGACUCGCUCAUCAUCUUGUUUAUUCACUUACAUAUGUUUUGAGGUAUGUUAUGGGUGAUGUUUUGUGCUUCCAGCACAAUGGUUUGAUUGAUUUCUGUCAGUGGUUGUGUGCCUCUGAUUCACAUCUGUCAUAUCAUUCUGAAAUUAGUCAGCAAUCGAGAGUGAAAUUCAGCACAUAAUAGGGCCCACACUGCUAUGCAACACCUGACACUUUCUAUUUUGCGGUGAACAAUUUGUUUCUCAUUGGAAGCUACGGAGUGGUGAUAAAUUAAUGUACAAAGAGAUUUUGUGAAGUUUCUAUUCCUUGUUUUGGCAAGGAGCCAUAUAACAAAUAUGAUAAUGAGUGAUCGAUCGAUGGUAACGUGGUAAUGGUGCUUUUUUAAGCAUGUAUAGGGAUAACUAUAUUGUGUGGCGGAAUAACAAUUGGGAGCACUUGCAGUAGACUCGGCGCGGUAAUAUCCUCACUCCAAAGUGAA
Molecule: messenger RNA, 1937 nt
Organism: Sardina pilchardus (European sardine)
Lineage: Eukaryota; Metazoa; Chordata; Actinopteri; Clupeiformes; Clupeidae
Exons: 6
Coding region: 1-1149 (382 amino acids)
Cellular component (GO): plasma membrane
Molecular function (GO): transmembrane signaling receptor activity
Source: RefSeq, a predicted model, not a curated record